This is a messenger RNA of Clunio marinus, 1453 nucleotides long. Lineage: Eukaryota; Metazoa; Arthropoda; Insecta; Diptera; Chironomidae. The record is from the annotation of a GenBank genome assembly.
UUUUAGUCAAUUGUCUUAAAAACUGUAUAAUUUACAAUUAAAUUCUGAUGAAUUUGGAAGGACCAUUAAAUUAAUGAGUUCUGAAAAUAUUAUUAAGUCGAAAACGUUGUUAAGUCACAUAGAAAUGAAUUGUUGAGAGAGAUCAUCAUCACCUACAUAUUUUCUAUUUGUAACUGCUGUGGUGCCUUUAAAGCUUCAGAAUUUUAUCUAUCAUUUCGUAAAGAAACAUUCAUUUUAUUUGCUUAGGCCAGAAGGAAGAUAUUAGAGCUCCAUUAAAUAAUUUUAUUAGUUAAUUUGUUAGAUUCCGCUAGAUGGCUAGAUUGUUCCCUUCUCUCUCUCUCAUGUGAAGUGAAGAAAUCAACAACAUUCAACUUGUGUUGAUAAAUGGAACUUGUAAAGUUGUUAAAUUUGUGAUAAUUGAACUGUAUCUGCUCAUUGAUAAUAACUCAGUACUGAAAAAGUUCUCAUACAAGAAGCACGAUUAAAAUUUCAUUGUCUCGCAAUACAAAAUAAGUAGCAUAACGUUGAUUAAAACCACGUCAGAAUUUCUUUUCUUUAUCAUCUUAAUAAAUUCAAACUAAGAAAUGUUUAAAUUAUUGAUUGCUAUCUGUUUUAUUGCUAUGACGUGUUCUGCAACGCCUGAGGAAGAACUUCACGGUGUAAAAUAUGCAAACCAUUGUGAGGCUUGUAAAAUAUUAGCAACGGAGCUACAGGAAAGGUUAUCAGUAACAGGAAAAACUCAUGAAGUUUUGGAAUUUGGUUAUUCUCUUGACGAUGUAAAACCUAAGAAGAAAAAAGAAUACAAAAAGAGUGAAACAAGAUUAAUUGAAUCACUUGAGGAUGUUUGCGACCAGGUUCUUCAAUAUAACAUUCACAAAGAACGUAAAGACAGUACGAGAUUUGCAAAGGGGAUGUCGGAAACCUUUCAAACUCUUCACGGAUUAGUAAACAAAGGAGUGAAAGUUGAGCUCGGAAUUCCUGAAGAACUUUGGGACAAACCAUCAGCUGAAAUAACUCAAUUGAAAAGUCAAUGUGAAACACUUUUGGAGCGUUACGAACCUGACAUCGAGGAAUGGUAUUUCAACCGACAAGAAGAAGCUCCUCUGAUUGAUUUUUUGUGCCGAGAUCGUGUGCUUGCGAAAAAAGAUUCCGAGUGCCUUUAUGAAGUUUUAAAACCAAAAGGUGAAACUGAUAAAAAAGAAAAAAAAUCAAAGAAAUCUUCCAAAAAAGAUAAAAAAGCCAAAGAAGACGAAGAAGAAGCUUCAAUUCGAAAUGAUGAACUCUAACUUCUUCAUGAACAUUUUUAUUAAGAAUUUUUAAUUCCAGCAACUUUCCUACGAUCAAUCGUCAUUAACUAUAUUUAAAUAAAUAAAGAAGUAGAAGUGUCAUGUGUAACAAACUGCAACUGUACUGAUUGAAUAAAAUUUUUCGAAUAAUGUCUGAAAAAAUUUAA